AUGUUUCAGGUCCGGACGAGGUUGGUGGCACCUGGUGGAGAAGCACUUGGUGGUGUAAUUGGAGCUUUUCGUCAUGUGGUUCAAACUGAAGGGUUCUUUUCUCUUUACAAGGGUUUACUCCCGUCUAUCUUGAGUAUGGCACCCUCAGGAGCUGUUUUCUAUGGGGUAUAUGACAUUUUGAAAUCGGCGUAUUUGCAUUCACCUGAAGGAAGAAAAAGAAUUCAGAACAUGAGACAGCAGGAUCAAGAAUUGAAUGCUUUAGAACAGCUCGAGUUGGGACCAAUGAGGACUUUCUUGUAUGGAGCUAUUUCCGGUGCUUGUGCUGAAGCUGCUACCUAUCCAUUUGAGGUUGUGAGGAGGCAGCUCCAACUGCAAGGCCGAGCUACUAAAAUGAGUGCAUUGGCAACAGCUGUCAAGAUUGUUGAACGAGGAGGUUUCCCUGCUCUUUAUGCAGGUCUUAUUCCCAGUUUACUACAGGUGUUACCUUCAGCGUCAAUAAGCUACUUUGUUUACGAGUUUAUGAAGAUUGUUCUUAAGGUGGAGUGA
This is a messenger RNA of Fraxinus pennsylvanica, 546 nucleotides long. The record is from the annotation of a GenBank genome assembly. NCBI's taxonomy places the organism in Eukaryota, Viridiplantae, Streptophyta, Magnoliopsida, Lamiales, Oleaceae.